UUAGAGAGAGAAAAUAUAAAUACUCCCUCUAUUUCAAAAUUGUUUUGUGUUAAAAGCAAUUUGGAAAUUUCUCUCUAUUUUUUUUUUUCCUUUGAGACGUUUAAAUUCGAAAAUUGGGUGAAAAAGAGGAAAAAAAAAAAGAGAAUGUUAGCUUGGAAUUUCAUCAAACACUUUCCGUGCAAGAAUCUCUCCCGCCAUAUCCUCAGAGACAGAGUCAGACCUCUCUGCCUCUUCACUUUUUCUACUCCUCCAUCCUCCUUUUCAAUUACUGCCUCUCUCUCCUAUUCUUCUUCUUCAUCAUCUUCGUGCUUCACUGAUGAGUCUUUCACUGCACCUUAUCUCUCAGUUCGUAUACACUGUCCAAAACAUGUCCUCGAUCCAUUCUCGGAGGCGCUCUUGUGUUUUGGAGCAAGCUCUGUAACUGUAGAUGAAGACAUCGACGAAGAUGCGGCUUCUGGGUCUUCUCUUGUUUCCAAAGAGAUAUGUAUAGAAUUAAUAUUUCCAGUGCAUGAAGAGGUGAAAAUGUGCAUUUCACAGGCUGCAAAUUCCAUAGGCUUGAAAGAGAUACCCAAAUUCAAAGUUGAAAUAGGAGAUGAACAAGACUGGAUUACCAAAAACCAGGAGUUGUUUCAGCCUGUUGAAAUCGCCGAGAUGCUUUGGAUUGUACCUGAGUGGACAUCUCCUCCUGUCACUGAAGCGGUAAACAUAAUUCUGAACCCUGGAUUUGCGUUUGGGACUGGAGAACAUCCUACUACUAAGCUGUGUCUAUUGCUUCUACAAAGUUUGAUAAAAGGCGGGGAAGCAUUCCUCGACUAUGGUACUGGUUCAGGAAUACUUGCAAUCGCAGCCCUCAAGUUUGGUGCUGCAUCAUCUGUUGGCGUUGAUAUUGAUCCCCUGGCAAUAAAAUCUGCUAGUCAUAAUGCAGCUCUGAACAACAUUCCUUUGGAGAAACUGGAGCUGCACCUUGCACCAAGUGAGGAUAGCUCUUCUGGAAGAGAAAUACCACUGCGAAAACAACAGUUUGAUGUGGUCAUUGCAAACAUACUCUUAAACCCGGUUAUGGAACUGGCGGAUCAUAUCCUUUCAUUCGCAAAACCUGGGGCAACCAUUGGCAUUUCUGGUAUCUUAUCGGAACAGUUGACAAAUAUAAUAGAACGGUACUCUCCCUUCUUGGAGGACAUUUCUGUAGCUACAAUAGGUGAUUGGGUUUGCAUGAGCGGUACCAAGAAAGGGAAGUUUAUUGAUAAUUAAUCACUUCUUCAGUGUUAUAUCAGAAAACAGACAAUAACAUCAAAAGCAGUAGCAAAGCGAAGGC
Molecule: messenger RNA, 1315 nt
Organism: Arabidopsis lyrata subsp. lyrata
Lineage: Eukaryota; Viridiplantae; Streptophyta; Magnoliopsida; Brassicales; Brassicaceae
Product: ribosomal protein L11 methyltransferase
Exons: 7
Coding region: 145-1251 (368 amino acids)
Biological process (GO): peptidyl-lysine trimethylation
Cellular component (GO): mitochondrion
Molecular function (GO): protein-lysine N-methyltransferase activity
Source: RefSeq, a predicted model, not a curated record